This is a messenger RNA of Vitis riparia (riverbank grape), 1326 nucleotides long. RefSeq lists its product as uncharacterized. Lineage: Eukaryota; Viridiplantae; Streptophyta; Magnoliopsida; Vitales; Vitaceae. The record is from RefSeq and is a predicted model, not a curated record. The coding region runs from base 1 to 1326 and encodes 441 amino acids. The transcript has 2 exons.
AUGGCAUUUGAAGAAUUCACCAAAAAAAUCAUAGAGAAAUUCGACAUUUCCCUUGACGUGAUGAAGAUGCACUACACGCUGAAGUUCAAUCCCAGAGUCAUCCAAGAUUUAGAAGAUGAGGAUGAUUUGGAUAACGUGGUUUCCCACAGUGAUGACUUUGCAAAUGUAUACCUAGUAGACUUACCCUCUGUGGAAGCCAUUGAAGCAAAUAUCUCGAAUUCACAGUUGGCAUUUCGAGAUCCACCUAUCACGUUCCCGUCCUCUAAUGCAUCAUGCGAUCCAAUUCCUCAAACUAUGAUGCUAUCAAGAGGUUUUGCGUCGCGUUGUGCAGAUACUGAGUACAUCCCUUUGGAAUCGAUUCGUUUUCGUGAGGCAAUAUUAGGGUCGGGACAUACAUUUAAAAAUGCCGAGGAGUUUCGCAAUGCAAUUUACCAGAUGUCAUUAGGUGGGAGGUUUGAAUACAAGUACAAGAAAAAUUCCCCUACGCAUAUGUCUGUCAAGUGUUCGGUUGAUGGUUGUCCUUGGAAGAUAACAGCUCACGCUAUCGAGGGAAAUGUCAUCUUGCGAGUUCAUACUUACCAAGUGAAUCAUAAUCAUAUAGCUCAGGAUGAGUGUUCAUCUAAGGUGAAGGUUUCUUCAAAGAGAGGUGCGGUUGUUGUUGAAGAUGUGUUUAGAACCACUCCAGACUAUCUUCCCCGUCAAAUUUGUAAGGAUUUUGAACGUGAUCAUGGGGUUCAAUUGACAUAUAACCAAGCAUGGCACCUUAAAGAGAAGGCAAAAGAGCGCAUAUAUGGAGUACCACGCGACUCUUACACGUUUCUCCCUUGGUUAUGCCAUAGGCUAAGAGAAAUAAACCCGGGCACAAUUGCGGAGUACACUUCCCAAGAAGGUCAUUUCAUGCAAUUGUUCAUUGCCCAUGCAUUUUCAAUUCAAGGGUUCAUCAUGGGGUGUCGACCUGUAUUGGCUAUUGAUUCUUGCCACCUAAGCGGUCCAUAUAAGGGAGCUCUUUUGUCUGCCAUUGCAUAUGAUGCAGAUGAUGGAAUGUUCCCGCUAGCCCUUGGUGUGGUAAGUUCAGAAAAUUAUGAGGACUGGUAUUGGUUUUUGGAUAAAUUAAAGGGGGUAUUAGAUGGUAAAGAAGUUGUUAUUAUAUCAGAUAGACAUCAGGGAAUCUUGCGUAGUGUUUCGGAGUUGUUUGGGACAGGAAAUCAUGCAUAUUGUUAUCGCCAUGUUAAGGAAAACUUUUCUAGCUUCUUCAAUAAGCAAAACAUUCGAGGAAAGAAAGGAAAGAAGAUGCUUGCUACUUUUGGACAGCAUUGCGUAUGCUAG